Messenger RNA from Meloidogyne enterolobii, 726 nucleotides. Lineage: Eukaryota; Metazoa; Nematoda; Chromadorea; Rhabditida; Meloidogynidae. The record is from the annotation of a GenBank genome assembly.
AUGUUUCUUAUCUUCAUCCUUGUUUUUGUGAUUGCAUUUUUGCUUUACAAACUGUACUUAUUUGAUGAAUAUAAUAAAGAAGAUAGUUUAAAGUUACAACAUGUAAUCUUAAUUAAAAAUUUAAAAAUAUUUUUUGAUUCUCAGAUUAAUUGUAUCCAACCCCCUACGCUGGAAUUAAAUUCAAAAGGGCCAGAAAAUGCCUCUCAAAAAAGUUUUUCUGGGCAUUUUAAAAAGGCAGCUGUUGUAAGUGAUAAUGUAAUCUGCUCGGAAAUUGGCCGUAAUGUUUUGUUACGUGGAGGUAAUGCUGUAGAUGCAGCUAUUUCUGUGUCUUUUUGUAUUGGAGCUUUAAAUUAUCCUUCUGCUGGAUUAGGAGGGGGCUUUCUAAUGACAUUCUUUAGAAGAUUUGAUGGUAAAUGUUUAACCAUCGAUGCUCUCGGAAUAAUUCCUUCCCCAGCAAAUAAUGAUACGAAUCCAAUCGAGAAUGGUUAUAAAUCAGUCUCUGUCCCUGGAGAGUUACAUGGUCUCUGGACAGCUUACAAGCGUUUUGGGAGUGGAAGGAUUACCUGGAAUAACUUAAUAAUGCCUACAGUUCAUUUACUUAAUGAAGGAUUUCCAGUCUCUCAAGCACUCGAGAAACUUUCAAAAAUAUAUGGCGAUAAGUUUGGCAAUGAAACAAAUAAAGAUAUAAGGUUUCUAUUUGUAAUUAAGUAUCCCUAUAAUCUUUAA